UGACGUAUCAUCGGUUGUUGCCAGUAGCAACCGCUUGUUGUCUUUUGACUCGUAAGGAUUUUUCUGAUACUUUCCGGUUGUUUAGCUACUUAAAACAAGACAAAGCAUGUCUGUCGUGGACUACAGCCUCCAGCAGCUCGGAGGACCUGAUCUUGUGAACAUGGAGGGCACGCUGAACCACUCUGAGCUCUUCAGAGCAGAGUGCAAGAGGCUGAUUCAGGAAUCUGACAAGGCUUGCAAACGUAUGCAGGACGAGGACAGUAAGCAACUUGAUCAGCGAGUCAGAGAUAUCCAGUUUCUGAAGAAGGAGUUGGAACUGAAGCUAGAAGAGAUCAUUCUGGAGACGGAUGUUCUUGUUGCUUUACAAAUCAGAGUGAAGAAAGCCCUGGAGAUGUGCCAAGAGCCUCUGAGGGUCACCGUUCUCUGUCUGGAUGAAAGAAAGAAGCGUGUUCCCUCUGAGAGGCUGCAGGACGACGUGAACAUGGGGCUGCUCAAAGAGAGGGACGUCAUGGAGGGAGUGGUGCCUCUUCUGGAGCAGGUGGCAGAGCAGAUCACUGAACAGAUCCGACUCAAUCGAUCUGCUAAGUAUCAUUUAGAAAAGGAUCUGAAGGAGAAGUUUGUGGCUCAGAACAUUGACAACUCCUGCGCUUUAAUGACUGUUCAUUCAAUCAGCAACCAGCAGAUGUCCAAAUACAACAGCACUGCACUGCCGAGCAUCACAGUCACUCCCAAGCAGUGGGAGAACAUGUCAGACUUCAACAUUACCAAGGCGGAGCAGCAGAAGAACAACUCUGUGUCCCUGAGGACCUUGGUAGAGUCCGUGCUGCAGCAGACGGCCGCUGACAUGCAGAAGCAGUUUCAGGCUACGACAGCAGCCAUUCAGCUGAACAUUGAGCAGAUCAAGUUUGCUAAAGAUCAGAUGGACGAGAAACUGGCCAAGAUUUUGACUGAGAUUAACAGCCAGCAGACGAUCAGCGAGGAUCUCCAAGCAGCCAUCACAGAGCAUGAACAUUUCCUGAGUCUGGCCCAGACCCGAAUGGCUCUGCGCAAACAGAGGCCCGGUAAAGAGCAGUGCCACGAUCCUGCACAGGUCCAGCUCCUCGCAGAGAUCCAGCAGCUCACUGCUCAUAUCAGCAAGUAA
Molecule: messenger RNA, 1141 nt
Organism: Nematolebias whitei (Rio pearlfish)
Lineage: Eukaryota; Metazoa; Chordata; Actinopteri; Cyprinodontiformes; Rivulidae
Gene: tekt1
Product: tektin 1
Exons: 7
Coding region: 107-1141 (344 amino acids)
Biological process (GO): cilium movement involved in cell motility; cilium assembly
Cellular component (GO): nucleus; microtubule cytoskeleton
Source: RefSeq, a predicted model, not a curated record